AUGUCAGCCAACCAAUGCGGUAGGAACAUUAUAUUCCCAGAUCCUGUCAUCUACGAGUCAUACUCUCUCUGUUCAACUCGAAUAUGCGUUUACGGAAAUUGUCCCAUGAACGAUGCCAUGAGCAAAUGUUGCACAACCCAAAGAAAACCAUUCCAAUGCUGGCAAUACUGCGCAGUCGAAGAGUCACAGUUUGACGCUUGGCAUAGUUGUGUUGCAGCAGAAUUAGGAUACACAGAGGAGCAACAUUGUCAAAGAGCGGAUCAGUCCCCUCUCUCCACGGCAACUUCGAUUCCGUGGUCAGUUGCACCGCCAACGCCGCCGUUGGGAUAUACACCGCCGCCGACGUAUACGACGACUUCGACGUUGAAGGCUCAGUUAUAUCCUCGAGUGGACGGUAGCAAAACUGCAAGCGCUACCUUGUCUUCAACUGUUGCUGCUGUUGUGGUCAAGAGCAGCUCGGCUGGCCCAGCUUCAUCGACUACCACUGCAAAGAGUGGAUCAAAAAAAGCAUUGGCGCUGUCUCUGGGUGGAAUGAUGACAAUUGCUUUACUCGAGAUCGAUCUCUCGACUCCCAUCGAUGACUACACCAGAUCAUCAUCCUCUGAUCGCGAAGAAGAAAUAUUCUUCCUUCUUGUCAAACCAGGACGCUCUGUAAUCGAAGAAGACGUUUUUGAAGAACUUAUUGACUUUCACCAAGAGACUCGUAGCCGCGACCAAUUUCUCCAGGAUGUCCGCGCCAUCCACUGGGUCAUCAGAUCCGAAAUCUCGAGUUAUUCAACCCGAUCGGUAAGGUUGGCUUCGCCGGUUUAUAAGUAUGGCGACCUAGCGAACGCUAUGGAAGAUAUUUCAGACGUGUGCCUGAGAAUUGCAGAGGCUUUUCCGCUUCAGGAGGGGAGAUUUGACUUAAAAUUAAACGGGCCUGGGUUGCAGGUUUUCGUGGGAUCAGGAAAGGAGAUGAGAGGGGAGCAUAAAGUGAAACUUCUGAGUGUACUUGGACUUUAUGAGAGGUCGUUAGAUACGAUUCAUCGAGAUGCUGAAGAUAAAACACCCCUUAUUCAAAAGGACGUUCCCUUUGGCUCAAUCAAAAAUGUUUCAGACUGGAUCAAAGAAAUCACCGACAGGAGAGUAUUCUUCGAGAAGUUUGAGUCGCAGACAGACCCCCCACGGUCGUAUGUUCUUCCUAAGCCCGCUGGAGACGUGCCAGAGCAUUACACACCGAUGUUUGAAUUCAACCAGCAUGAAGCAACAUUGGACCAUGUUGAAAUCCAACGAUGGAUCCAACUAUGUCUCACCAUCUUCAUCUGGACAGAUAAACCUCCGGACAAGGAAUGGGUACAUAUGCUCGCGAGUUACUUUGAGCCCCGCGAUUGCAAACCAUCCGUGAGGCCCACAAGCCUUCAGGAAAGCGAGACUGAUCAGUCUACUGAAAAGUACGACGCCGGCCAUGCAGAACCUGUCCAUUAUGCUGAGGCUCUUGAUAAUUUUCUCUUUCACCUCGGCUUCAAUGCCAGUGAGUCGAGCUACUUCGUCAAAGAGACGGAUACUGACUGUUCGGGUCGCUUUGUUCAUAGGUACGAUGGCACUCGCCGGUCCGAUUUACUCAUACAACCUAGGGAAGGGUAUCAACCCAUUGACGUGCGAGAGUGGUAG
Messenger RNA from Glarea lozoyensis ATCC 20868, 1650 nucleotides. RefSeq lists its product as uncharacterized. The coding region runs from base 1 to 1650 and encodes 549 amino acids. Lineage: Eukaryota; Fungi; Ascomycota; Leotiomycetes; Helotiales; Helotiaceae. The record is from RefSeq and is a predicted model, not a curated record. The transcript is spliced from 3 exons.